GAGAGAGAAAGAUAUCAUCAUCAAGUAUAUAUCCUGGAGUAAAAUAAAAAUAGUUGACGUACGCAUUGCAUAUUCAGUGAAAAGAAUUCCGAAAUAUUUUGAAAAACCACGGCCGCAUACAAAAAGCCACUCCCCUUCACAAAAAUAUUCCUAUACGCACGAACAUUUUCCGAUUAGGGCGAGAAGCAUUUAUGAUUCGAAGGGGCGAAAUUCUAAACGGAGCUACUCAAAACUUCAGCAAAACAAUAAAUGUUAUGGCACUACGUCGUGUUUGAAAGAGGAUGCGUUUGGUUCGCUGGAAUCUCUUUUCGAUCUAAAAAAAUCUUUGGAUUUGCGCGAUGUGUAUCCAUUAGCGUCCAAUAUCUGUAAAGAAAAAUUAUUCAAAGUUUCUAAUACCACAAAAUCAGAACCUCUUAUAGAAACGCUAUUUUUGCAAUCUUUCUCGCAACAGACAAAUCCUGACUCUUAUAUUUUCAAACCGUAUAAAGAAUAUGAGACAACAAAAGAAGAGAAUGUAAAAAAUCAGAUAAAAGCAAGUGAAAAAUUUCAGACAAAAAUAUCGAAAUCUGUGCGGAAAUUACAGCAAAACGAUUUAAUUUACAACCAACAAAAUAAUUCAAUAAAUAUGGCCGAAAAUGAAAUAGUAGACAACGAAAUAUCAGAAGAGCAAUUUGAAAAGGAAAAGGAAUCAGUAGCUAUCGCAGACGAAGCACCUAUUACAACAACAGAUCUUACCAAAGAUAAAAAUGAAAAUAAAAAUGAAGAUAAAAAUGAAGAUAUAAAUAAAGAUAUAAAUGAAGAUAAAAAUGAAGAUAAAAAUGAAGAUAUAAAUGAAGAUAAAAAUGGAGAUAAAAAUGAAGAUAAAAAUGAAGAUAAAAAUAAAGACGAAAGUGAAGACAAAGACAAAGGCAGAGUUGAAGAAGAUAAGACUGAUAACAAAGACGAAGAUGAAGAUAAAAUUAAUGAGAAGAUUGAAGAUAAUCAGAUACCAAUAAUCAGCUCGCCUUUUUUAACUGAUGAUAUAAUUACAGAACUAAAAGAAAUGGAUGAGAGAUGUAUUAUAUUAGCAAAGGAGAUCCAAAAUUUAAAACUUGAAGUUCUCGAGUUAUCAAAUAAACCCGAACUAACAGAGGAAGAUACAUUAAUAAUUCAAGAGAAGCAAGAUAUCCUCAUGUCAAAAGUAGCUGAACUCGAACAGCUGACACAAAAACUUGAAAAAGCGCGAGAAAAAGUAGAACAAAUUGAGGAUUCAAGCGGCGAAAUAGAAAAAGUUAUAGAGGAAGUUAAGAAAGAUAAAAUAGACAUAGAACCGCUAAAAAAAAUUCCGGAGGAAGAUCGCUUUGAAUUACCGCAAAUAGAAUAUCCCGAAGAUAAGCUGCCAAGAGUAAUUGUUUGCGGCUAUACGGAAGAUGUGCUUCCAAAAAUUGUCAUAGCAGAUGGCGAGCGAAAAGGGAGAGAAAAGUGUUUUGAAAAAUUAACUGGAAAACUAACAGAAUCUUUAACAAUGCAAGAAAAGUUGGUUAAGGAAAAUGCACAACUGGAAGGUGGAAAGUACAAGCUAGAAGAAGCCUUGCUGGAAAAAGAUACAGCCCUCGAGUGUUUACAGAGGAAGGUAUGCGCUCUGCAAGCAGAAAUGCGUAUAAUUGUCAAAGAGAAUACGGAGUUGAGCCGUCAGUUGGCCACUUUGAAUCAGUUAGUGAUUAGACCUACCUGCUGUUACACCUGCCCAGGUGUUGCUUCGUCUCCUCCAUCGACGCCGUUGUCGUUACCACCCCGUCCGCAUGUCAGUACGCAACCUCGGGACGACAUUUACUGCCGAUGCAAAUAUUGCCUUCAGUUCAUUGAUACUCUAUCACCGACUACGGAAACCGCAUGCAAUUCACCAAGGCUUACAGGAGGUGGCUCGAGAACGGAGGAUCGUUAUUUCGUAGAUAACAACCCCUUGCAAAACGUGGAGAUGUGUUCUCGCGGUCCGGCUAUUGUUAGACCAUCGUUUCCUCGGGGAAUGUGCCCUGCAGAAUUGGAAGAUAAACUCGCUACUUACGGUUCUAGCACUAAACAACUGGAACAACAGUUAGGCAGUAUGGAGACUGAGGUACGCAAUAUGCAAAUGGAAUUAGCGAACGUGCAACGGGAGCGGCAACAACUGGAACAACAACGAAAAUUGCUCAAAUGCACUGGACCUUGUGCACCAUGCGCUUGUUGUCCACUUCCACCCUCGACGUGUGUGACACCCACACCAGGACUUCCAUUAAAAGGAUCUGCUGUGCCUCCCGCUCAGAUACCUACGACUGCAAUUGAUUCCGGUACAAACGCCGCCAUGGGCACUCAACAAUUACGCGAUCUUCGCGAACAAUACGCUCGACUUCAGGAUGAUUAUAAGAACAAAUUAUGCGAGGUAUCAUGUAUGAGAACAGAAGCAGAGAAGUUCAAACAGGAUACGCGCGAUGCAAAGGAGGAGAAAGAACGAAUGGAGAUAAAACUGAUAGAUGCCCAAGAACGACUGAAGCUUCUAGAAACAGAAAAAGGAAAAUUUGAGGGUCAAAAGGAACAACUUAUCGAACAGGAACAGGCUUUAAUGGUGGCGAAACAACGCUUUCGUGAAGCGCAGGAUGAGUUAGAGGAACUUCGUUCUUUGAUUCAAGAUCAAGCUGCUCAACUGGAGGAUUAUCGCAAUAAAUAUUUGCAAGCCCAGCAACAAGUUGAAGAACAGCGUCGACAACUAGAUCUUAUGGAAAUGGAUAAUGCGCGAAUGAAUGAAAAUGUUACUUUGGAAAUUGGACGGGUUAAAAAUCAAUUUCAAGAAAAAUUAGCCGAACUUGCACCAUUACCCGAUAUCUUGAAACAAAUGCAAAUAAAGAUGCAGGAAGCGCAACAGAUGCGCUUAGGCGCCGAACGCAAUUGCGAGGAUUUGUCGCGGGAAUUGCUAGGAUGCAAGGAUAAGAUUCAAACUUUGCAAAAUCAGUUGGACGCGUUGCGCACUGAGCAUCAGGCACUUCAGGAUGAAAGAGAACAAGAAUCCGCUAAAUUCGAAGAAGUGGAAAAAAAGUGUAGCGAAUUGCGACAUGAAAAUGAGAGAAUAAAAAACACAUUGGCGCGAUUUGAGGAACACGAAGCACAGUUACAAAAACGCAUCGACGAGAAAAUGCAUGAGAACACGCAAUUAUCGUCAAUGUUGGAGCAGAUAAGAGAGGAUUCUGCUCGGCAAGUAGCGAGAACGAAGGAGCGAUGCGAAACUAUGCGAAGAUCGAUGCAAGGUCAGAUCGCUGAAAUGGAAAGACAAUUAGCACAAUGUAGAGCAACGGCGCGCGCUGCUCAACGUGAUAGAGAUGAGAUCAGACAAAAGAUGCAGAGUCAAAUAAAUAAUUUGAACGAGGCGUUUAAACACGCGCAAGGCCGCAUAAAAUCCUUACAAGGUCACGUAAAUUACCUCAAGACUUCUUACAGUAAUAUUUUUCUCGGCCAAGGAGAAACACCGACAAGUGCUUUGCCAGGAGACGAUUCCUGUGAUUGCAACUAUUAAACGUGUAUACACAUAUAACUUUUGAAUAAUAAUUAUAUAUUUUUGUUUAACAUAACGAAAUUAAAGUAUGCUAUUUGCUCAUAGCAUACAAAUCUUGUGCAAAUAUAUUCUAAAUAAUGACAUUCUAAUAAACAAUUGACAAGAUUGAUUGAUAAUUGUUAUACCAUCAUCAUUUUUAUAAAUAUAUAUGUAAAUUAUGAACGGUAUAUAAAAUAUAAAAAGUAAAGUCAAGAUCUAUGUAUAUUCACUAUAUAGUAAUUGUCGAUUUAAUUACUUCAAUGUGCAUUUAUUUUACAGAUUAAUUUUUGGAUAUAGAAAAUACUAUAUAAAUGGAUAUAACGAAGCAUUAAGUCAUUAAAAACUUUAACGAAAAUUGGCAUGCAUUAUUGUUAGAGAUGUACAUAUUGAAUGUACAUAUUGAAUGAACGUUCCUUUUUCAUUACAUAUGUAUUUUUAUUUAACAAACUUUGACUAUAUUUAUAAGCAUUGGAGUAGAAGAACGUGGCAUGUGAGUACUGUAAUAAUUGAUUAAAGAAAAAAAGCUGAAAAAAACU
This is a messenger RNA of Formica exsecta, 4077 nucleotides long. Its product is annotated as putative leucine-rich repeat-containing protein DDB_G0290503. The coding region runs from base 626 to 3523 and encodes 965 amino acids. The transcript is spliced from 19 exons. Gene Ontology annotation, biological process: regulation of cilium assembly. The record is from RefSeq and is a predicted model, not a curated record. Gene Ontology annotation, cellular component: centrosome. Lineage: Eukaryota; Metazoa; Arthropoda; Insecta; Hymenoptera; Formicidae.